AAAAAAGGGAACAAUAGUUAAACUGAUUAGUUGUUACUGAUGUCGACAGCACUCGCAAAAGCCCUUCAGGAAUGGGAGAUUCAGGAAAAAGAAUUCCAGAAGCUUCAGGAGACCCAUCGACUUUACUUGCAGAAGUUAGAUGAAGUCUCCAAACUUCAAAAGAACUUUGCAGCCUCCAUUUCUCGACAGAGAAAGAAUAUAAAGGAUACAUCCCAGUCUUUGAAGAAAUUCAGUAAAGGACUGACAGAGGAAGAGAAGAAUGCUGUGGAGGAGGUCAAAGGUCACAUUCAGGAUAUGCCAAACAAUUUAUUUCAAAUGGAGGCGUUUCUUCCAAAGAAAAAUGGGAUCUAUCUUAGCCUUGUUCUUGGCAGUGUGAAUGUCAACCUUCUGAGCAAAGAGUCCAAAGCUGAAUACAAAGAUGAGUAUGAAAGGUUCAAGCUCUAUGUGACCAUGAUUCUGUUCCUGCUGACCUUCAUGUGUCGCUUCUUCAUCAGUUACAGAGUCGUGGAUGCCCUUCUUAACUUCCUGUUGGUUUGGUACUAUUGCACCCUAACAAUCCGUGAAAGCAUCCUCAUCAGCAAUGGAUCCAGAAUUAAGGGCUGGUGGGUUAUCCAUCACUACAUUUCCACCUUUCUGUCUGGGGUCAUGCUAACCUGGCCAGAUGGUGAACCGUAUCAGUCAUUCAGGAACCAGUUUCUGGCCUAUUGUUUGUAUCAAAUCGUUGUACAAUGCCUUCAGUACUACUAUCAAAGUGGAUGUCUCUAUAGACUUAAAGCACUAGGGGAAAGACACAACUUGGACUUGACUGUUGAGGGAUUUCAGUCUUGGAUGUGGAGGGGACUAACAUUUCUUCUUCCCUUUCUCUUUUUGGGUCAAUUCUGGCAGCUUUGGAACAGUAUAUCACUUUUCAGGAUGGCUCGGCUCCCUGAGUGCAAAGAAUGGCAGGUGUCCAUGAUUGGCUUCUGCUUUCUGGUUCUGUUCAUGGGAAACUUUUUCACUACACUUGCAGUUGUCCAUCACAAGCGCAAGAACCAGGGAAAGACAAAGAUGCUGUGAAUUUUGUAACUUAAAUGUACAAAUUUAAAUGUAGACAAAAUACAUUUGUUUUUAAUUGAAGAAUUUACAUUCUA
This is a messenger RNA of Xyrauchen texanus (razorback sucker), 1130 nucleotides long. RefSeq names its product ion channel TACAN-like. NCBI's taxonomy places the organism in Eukaryota, Metazoa, Chordata, Actinopteri, Cypriniformes, Catostomidae. Bases 40 to 1056 code for a protein of 338 amino acids. Gene Ontology annotation, biological process: fat cell differentiation. The record is from RefSeq and is a predicted model, not a curated record. The transcript has 12 exons. Gene Ontology annotation, cellular component: membrane.